AUGGCCACCACAGCCUCGGUAUACAACACUUCUCGCACAACCCGCCAAAUUCUUCGGCGACAUCGCAAAGACAAACCUUCGCUCAUCCUUCACCUGCACAACCACCAUUUUCGCUUUGAGCGUCAAAAUGGCAUGUUCCUGUUCGAUUCACCCGUCAAAGCAUUCCUAGGCUACAUACGAGAUCAGAAGGUGCCAGCGGACUUGAUCGACGUGUUGACAGAGUCGGGCGUUCGGUUUUUCGAAGGUUGCUUGUUGGUGGAUGUCCACGAUCAUCGUAGCCAUGCGGCUGCGAGUGAGUCAAUAUUGGGCCCCAGAGAGUUGCAUGGCAUGAGCGCGGCGGGACAGGCAAGAGCUACAGGUGCACAGGCGAUAGACAGUCAAAGUGGACUUGCUUCGAGUCUAUUUUACCUGCAAGAAGGGGGCAGAUAUGGCGCUCGGAAAAUGGUCGGAGGAGCAGCGUCAUUCGAUCCGAGAACCGGCGGUCUGGGGGGUGUCGAAAUUUACCGUAUUGUGCUACAUCCGACGUCAGAGACGUUGUGGGCCGAUAUCAAGAUGCUCGAUGAUAUGGCUGGCGGUAUGUGGAGCGAUCAGGAAGCGCUCGAGGUGGAAGCCAAGAUCCUUGCGCUUACUGCUCCACCGCUUUGCCUCACGCCGGAUCCACAAGCGACACGAAUAGCGAAUCUGAUGCUCAGCUCUACUGCGCUUCCAUCCGCAUACAACCCUUCGCACGACUCGCCGUACAGAUCGGCCAAGAAACGCGGCGCCAACUCGAUCGAGAUGGAAAAGGAAGAAGCCAAUCGACAGCGUCGCGAAAAGAUCAUGCGGCUCAUGCAGCAUGGACACAAGAGUGUACUGCCGCCUCAGGUCGGCAUGGCAAAUUCUCUCGCCCGACCAGGCCCAGCAAUGGUCGAGACCGGUGGAUCGACAUCUGCAGCGGCGGCGACGGCGUUCGUGCCGACAUUCGACAGGAUGACAUUCAUUGAAAGAUGGAGGAUCGGAAGGAACGCUGCACUCAACGGUGGUAUGCCGGCCGUUCCGCCCGCUGGUGCAGCGACGAAUGCGACAAACAGCGCAGCAUCAGGUUCCAAUGCUAAAGGCGGAAAGGACGCUGCAAAGCCAAACGACAAGGACGAUGUGACCGACACAGCCAACAACUCUACCGCCAAGAAGCCGACGUACAAGAAGAAGAAGAAGGCGCAGAGGGAGAAGGAAGAAGCUGAAGCAGCAGCUGCUGCGGAAGCCGAAGCGGCUAAGAAGAAAGCCGAAGAAGAGGCUGCUGCUGCUGCCGCUGCGGUUGCUGCUAAGAAGCCCAAGAAGAAGCUCACCAAGAAGGAACGAGAAGAAAAGGAGCGCAAGGAGAAGGAGGAGAAGGAGAAAGCGGAGAAAGAAGAAAAACAACGAAAGGAGAAAGAGGCGGCUGCGGCAAAUGGAAAACCAUCAAAACCGAAAAGCAAGAAGAAGCAGAAGGAGGAAGCUGCAAGCAAGAGUCUCGCUAAGAACGCACCUGGCAGUCCAGACAAGGACAAGAAAGCAACGCCGAAAAAGACGGCUGCCAAGAAGCCCGCGGCGGCGACUGCAGCUGCCAGCACAGCCAAGAAAAAGACGACUGCCAAGAGCGAGAAGAAGAGCAACAAUGUCACUGCUGCGAAUGCUACGGCAGCAACAGGCAGCGCUAAUGGAGUCACCGAGACGCCGACGAUGCCGCACGCGGUGGUGCAAGGUACGCCUAUUCUCGGCAGCGCCACGCCAUCCGUGCAAUCCACUCCCACGCCUGCGCAUCGUUCGAUCCCCUCGCAACCGCAGCAACAACAGCAAAUGCAGCAGCAACAGAUGCAGCAGCAACUCACACAGCAGCAACUCCAACAAGCCGCGCUCGCCGGCAUGUUCCCAAACAUGGCGAACCAGCUUCCGUUCGGAGCAGGUGUCUCUCAACCGGGUGUUGCCGGUAUCGGUGCUGGCGGUUUCGGCAUGCCCAUGAUGAACGGUGGCUUCCCACCGACGAGCAAUCCACAGAUUACAGCAGCCGCGCUGGCAGCGAUGCAAGGCAUGGGAAUCGGUCAGUUUGGUGCAGCUGGAGCAGGAAACUUUGGAAACGCGGCGCAGAUGCAACAGAUGAUGCAGAUGAUGAACGCCGGUGGCAUGGUCGGUUUCAACGGUAUGCCGUUUGCUCAGCAGAUGCAGCAGAGUGCACAGGGACAGCAAGCGCAGGGACAGCAGCAACAGCAAGCAGCGCCAGGGCAGGGUGCAGACAUGCCCGUAGGUGUGGGCCUAGCAGGUCUGGCCAAUUGGGGUACUGGAAAGUAG
Molecule: messenger RNA, 2304 nt
Organism: Mycosarcoma maydis (corn smut)
Lineage: Eukaryota; Fungi; Basidiomycota; Ustilaginomycetes; Ustilaginales
Exons: 1
Coding region: 1-2304 (767 amino acids)
Biological process (GO): regulation of transcription by RNA polymerase II
Cellular component (GO): SAGA complex
Molecular function (GO): transcription coregulator activity
Source: RefSeq, a predicted model, not a curated record